Molecule: messenger RNA, 1569 nt
Organism: Aspergillus brunneoviolaceus CBS 621.78
Lineage: Eukaryota; Fungi; Ascomycota; Eurotiomycetes; Eurotiales; Aspergillaceae
Product: DUF3431 domain-containing protein
Exons: 1
Coding region: 260-1414 (384 amino acids)
Source: RefSeq, a predicted model, not a curated record
CAUAUCAGGUGAACUACCAGCAUAUAAUGAAAUCUACCUUAUCUCUCAAAUUAAGAGACCCUGGAGCGAUGGACUGCCCCCACGUCUCGCGCCUAUCGGGUCGCUGCGGGGCCCAGAAAAGUGGCCCUCGAUUAAUAAUCACUUUUCUUCAGCGCUUCCGAAUUGCUUCAAUCGAGUCAAGCCAAGCCAGCGGCGGUGAUGCCAAUUAGGUCGCGCUAGACAUCCUCCGAUCGGUGUUUAGCUGUAAGCAUCAGCAACGAUGCGACGACGCACGCGCAAGAGCGUCAUCCAACUGGCCUUCUUCAUCGCGAUCCUGAGCCUCAUUCUCUUCCUCAACAAACCCCCGUCCCCCGGGCGGACAUUCGCCUGGACCAAAGUCACCUACCGGACCACCGCAUCCCAGCUCCCCGAACCCCGAGGACUCUGUCCUGGACUCAAGGAAACUGACAAGCCGGCCCUCGUGGUCUCGCGGGUCACCGGCGAUGACUCCGCCUGGCUCGACGCGCUGCGCGAGCAGUACCACCUCUGCAUCUACACAGCAGAUGCUGCAGCACCGAAGAACCCGGAGGCCACCCACCUCCAGGUCCCGGCCAACCGGGGCCACGAGGCGAUGGGGUAUCUGACCUUUCUCAUCGACAACUACCACCACCUCCCGGCAGCGGGGAUGGUGUUCGUGCACGGCUCGCGCUGGGCCUGGCACAACGACCACCGCGAGUACGACAACGCCGCGCUCCUGGCCGCGCUGAACCUCACAUCCGCCCUGCAGCCCUGGGGGUACCACAACCUCCGCUGCGACUGGAGCGUGGGCACGUGUCCGACCACCCAGCCCGCCCAGGGCAGCCUGGAGCUGCGCCUGCAAUCCGUCCUCGAGCCGUGGAGCGCCCGCAUGGCCUCGGACGUGGCACUCCCGCGCGCGCUGGCCUCACUGUUCGGCCAUCCCGGCCGCAGCGCCCACGAGACCCACGCGCAGACGCAGGUCCUCCUCGGCCGCAACGACCCCGUCCGCGCGCAGUGCUGCGCCCAGUUCGUCGUCGCCCGCGCCAACGUCUGGCAGCACUCGCAGGACGAGUACAUCGCGCUGCGCCAGUGGCUGCUGGACGGCAUGCACGCGCGAGCCCCGAACCGUCGAGGAGCGAUGCCGGCGCCGGCGGACGAUCGCGUGGCCGGCCGCAUCCUGUCGUAUGUCUGGCAUAUCCUGUUCGUGAAGCAGAGCGCCGUCCGCCCCGACGGAGAGUUGGCCCCCGGGCUGGUGGAUCUGGAUCGGCUGAAUCGUGUGGCAUGUCCCAGUGCGCAGGAGUGUUAUUGUCGGCUGUAUGGGCGGUGCGGGUUGGAGAGGUGCUCCGUGGGAAGCUGUAAGGGGGAGUAUGUGGUGCCGCCGGAGUAUAAGGUGCCCGAGAGGGUGAUGAGGGGGUAGAUUCUGUGGGCUCGACAGAGUAUCUUGAAGGAUGUUGGGCCUGUAUUUAUACUAUUUGUUGGAGACUACAUAUGCUCGAAUUGGGAUACCUGCUGGUUCGGGUUGUUUGUUCAUAUUGAUUGGUUUCGGGAUGUGGUAUAUAUCUAGAAUGUGAG